GCCCAGCAGAGAAGUCAGAAUUUAAUUUUUAUUCCUUUUUGUGAGUAACUCUUAACUCAGUUUGCAGAGUCAGCACCGUCUGACUGCUGCACUGCAGUUUUAACAUUUUGUCCAUCUUAUAUCUUGUUCUCUUUCUUGGUCUGACCACAGCAUGAGUCUUUAAAGGAAGUGGCAUCAUGUUUUUGAAAAAUACAGCAGCACGUUUUGUUCCCGCUUCAAGACGAGCAGGGCUUGGAGGUUUCUGAUCCAAUGCUGGGAAAGCGAAAUUUGGACUGAAGAGAAGGAUUAUAAUUGUAAGAUAAUGUGACAAAUCUUUAGCAUUUGUGGAGUAGCAACAACGAAAAUGGAUUUUAUAAGCUUAAACAUCGGAGGCUCGCCUCGAAACGGAAUGAUAUGCGGAUUUGUGUCCUGCUUUGUUAUUUCGUAUAAAUUGUCAUUUUGACAAGAUUGAAAUGAUGCUACCUUCAUUGAAAUAAAGACUCGGUACAAUACAUACAGCACAGGUUGCGGAGCUCUCAGUGUGACCGCAAAGAUCGACUGCACUACGUAGACAACAACACCGGGAAUUUAGAAUUUAUGGACAAUAAGCAUUCAUUUAAAUCCAGGUAGAGUUAUGAUAAUCACAGUAAUAUUAAGGGGCUAAAUCAGUCUCUUGCGUAGUGUUCAUUAAACAAAAAAACAAAGGUAAAUAUGUAGAUUUUAAUUGAACGCCCUGUGGCAGUUUGUAGACCGAGAAACGCUUUCUGUGAUACAUCGAGCGCUGAAAGAAUCCUCCAUAUUUAAGGAGGUGCAGUGAGGUUUCGUUCAGUAAAAUUGCCUUAAUAUCUCUCUUCCUGCGUUUUUGUACAAAAAAAACCCCCCACUAUUUCUUGUUUAGCGUACUGAAGUUGUGGUAACGAUUCAGAGACUUGAAACAGUACAGUUUGCAAUUUUGAAAUCUAAGUGGGUUGCAACAUUGCAACCCAACACAGCGCUCUGGGCUCGGUCCAGUUAGAGUUUUGACUGCUGAGAAGCAAGGACGUUCUUGACUAUUCAAGUGGGGAUGAUAAACGAGAACAACAGAACUAGCUAAACCCAAAGACUGAGCAGAGUGGAGACUUGGCAGUUCUGUUGCUUUCUCAAAACCUCUACUAGUCUUCUUCUGGCCACUGUGAUUCUUCUGCUAUUGGCCUGUGGUUGUGUGUACAAUGCUUCAGGGCGGCUCAGUGCAGCUGCUGUGCCUGACUGCCAGCAGCGGAGUGCCUCUCUUCUGCCGAGGCGCAACCAGGCCGCUGCCUUUCUCCAUCAUUGGAUCCCUGAACGGCGUGCACAUGUUUGGUGGGGGCCAGGGGACAGUGCUGUCGAGCUGCGUGACGGACCGCGGCGGCAGGGUGCUGUGGCGGGUCUUCCAUGACACCGUGGUGCUGAUCGCGGUCAGCAGCCAGGAGAGCGGCGCCGUGAGCGAGCUGCGGCUCCGCCGCCUGCUGGAGAACUCCUGGAAUGCCAUGGUGCUGGUGCUGGGGCUGGACGAGCUGGCAAGUGCCAGGAACGUGGAGCGGCUGAAAAGGGACCUCCGUUCCUGCUACCGGCUCAUUGACGCCUUCCUGGAGGGUGAGUGGGAUGGGAUGGGCGACCUCAUGCACUGUGCGGACUGUGUGGUGCCCUUGCAGCCUGCCUUGUUACAAGAGGUCUUGGACUCCUUUGCUCACGCUGCUGACAGCGAGUUUGGCUGCCUGCUGACCCACGGCAAGAUUAUAGUUGCCACCGAGAAGUGGUGGCGCCUGGCCCCCCAGGAAGUGGUGCUUCUCUCUGCUCUGGUGCGCACCCUGGAUGGCACAAUUUCACGGGAUUACCCUGUUUUCCUGCCACAGGGAAGCCCCACUGUGCCCCAUCGCCUCCUCUGUUUCCAGCUGCUCCCUGGGUUAGAUGUGUGCGUGCUUUGUGGGCCAAGUCCAUCUCUGCAGAAGGCUGAGAGUGAGCUGGUCGUCCAGUUCUGGUCUCCUGUAAUCGACACGCUGCAUGGCUGCCUGGCUCUGAGGGACCGCUGCCUGCCCAGCUCAGUGACGUUACAGCACGGAAUCCUUGGGCUGCUGCUGAUCAACCGCGAGUCACGUCGCGCCAUUUCCACUGUGCACCUCUGGGCAGGCGCUCCUGCCGACGUCCCCUUGCCUGCCCGCAGACGGGAGCUGCUCCGUGCCUUGUACACGCUUGCAAUCACCCGCUACUUUUUGGCAGAGGACGCACAGGAGGAGCAUCGCUCCGUAGACGGACUGGAGGAGGACUUCCCUGCUGGAUUUUCCCAUCAGCCAGUGCAGUUCUACCUGGCUACUGACGAGUGCAAAUGCUUUGCCCUGCAGACCCCUCAGCACCAGCUUUACCUGCUGACUUCUGUGACCGUCCCCACCUUCGCUCUCCGAUCCCUAGCCACACGCACCCUCUCCACCCUUCUCAGUCAUACCGGGUUUUAAGCCUGGGUGCAGGACAUACUGGAAAAAACUGUGAAAUCAAAUCUGGAAUGGUUUCAACCAAAGAUGUGCAAAACUCAAUCAUGUAAAACACACCGGGCUAUCAUCUCUCUAGUGAGUUACUGGCACGAACAACUAGAGUGUCGCAUCAAGUUAUAGAAAUUGACAGCACUUUUCAAUCUCUUUAUGAAGGUCUUCAUCACGUCGAUGUCACUCUGUUUGGCAGAUUGUUGGAUGGGCAAACUGGAGUAUUAAAUGGUUGAGUUUAUCAUGAAGUUAACAGCUACAUUGCCCUCUCACAUGGUUGAGAUUUCGUACAUUUUUCAUGACAGAACCACUUCUUUUCUGCUAAAAUGAUAAUCUCACCAUUGAACUUGGCCAUGGCUCGUGAAACAUAAAACUUACGUACAUACAGGCUGUAGCAGAGAUUUUGUCAGUAGAAUGGGCUGCUUGUCUCCUAUAUCUGACAGCUAGUUGUGGCUGUGAGGGAGCUCACGUUUCUGAAUAGAAAGAUAUGUUAUAUGCAUUGUAUGGUUCAUUUAUUGCAGAUUGAAUGCUAAUUCAACUGAAUUUUAUUUCUUAAGGUUUUUAAUUUUAUUACUAAUUAGGUAAAUAAAUCCCAGGUAAUGCCCUGGUUCUGUUCUUUUCAUAGGGAAAGAGAGUUAAAGUGAUCAUUUUUGUAAUUGUAGGUUAUUUAUACAGAACAUCAAGUGUUUUAACCUCUUUGCAAGAACCCAUAACUGUUAAGCAAGAAUAAAAUGAUUUCUAUUUUCA
Messenger RNA from Lepisosteus oculatus (spotted gar), 3218 nucleotides. The record is from RefSeq and is a predicted model, not a curated record. NCBI's taxonomy places the organism in Eukaryota, Metazoa, Chordata, Actinopteri, Semionotiformes, Lepisosteidae.